Talpa occidentalis (Iberian mole) is the source of this 5896-nucleotide messenger RNA. It is a transcript of the gene RAD50, whose product is annotated as RAD50 double strand break repair protein. The coding region runs from base 1876 to 5517 and encodes 1213 amino acids. The record is from RefSeq and is a predicted model, not a curated record. The transcript has 25 exons. Gene Ontology annotation, biological process: telomere maintenance via telomerase; double-strand break repair; chromosome organization involved in meiotic cell cycle. Gene Ontology annotation, cellular component: nucleus; Mre11 complex; condensed nuclear chromosome. Lineage: Eukaryota; Metazoa; Chordata; Mammalia; Eulipotyphla; Talpidae. Gene Ontology annotation, molecular function: single-stranded telomeric DNA binding; ATP hydrolysis activity; G-quadruplex DNA binding.
UUGUUUUUUUAAAUUGAAGUAAUGUUGCAGUGUAACAAUUGUUUUAGGUUUGCAUCAUUAAAAAUUGGCAGGUAUAUAUACUGUAUUAAGUUCAGCACUUUAACUCCAAUUUUGUCCUUCACUAUACAAUUGAUCCCUUAUACCAAAUUUACCCACACCCAGUUCCCCUUCCCUUCUGGUAAUUACUAAUUGGUCUUUUAGUCUUAAUGUUUGUUUUAUUUAAUUUAUUCAUUUUUUCUUCAUAUUUCAUAUAAGUAACAUCAUACAGUGUCUUUCUUCAUCUGGCUUCCCUUAGCAGGAUAACCUCUACGUCCAUCCAUGUUGUUGAACAUGGCAGGGUUGUUUUUAAUACUACUUGUAUUUUUGACAUAUCUGCUGUCUUGUUCUGGCUAAUGCCUCCAGAUGUUUUCUUUCGGCUGGGACUGAUGAACUGUUUUUCCAGGAAUGGAGGACUUUUGCUUUCCACAAUGGACACUACCUGGAGGGAUUCGUUUUCUUUCAGACUGGAACCCUGGAAAAUUUUCAUCUGAAACUGUAUCCCAACAUACAUAUGUUUGAUCUUCAUCACCAUGGAAAUGGUGGCAAAAAGUGAAAGGGGGGAAUUGUUAGGGGGAAUGCUGCACCCCCCCCUGCAGUGACCCUCAGGGCUAAUGGCUGUUGCCAUGGUCCCUGAGGUCCGGCGUGGGCAAGGAACCAUGCGCGCAGGGGGAGAACAGCAAACUCCCUAAGAUGCAGAGAAACUGAAUGCCUGCCAAGAAAUAAUGACCAUCAAAAGCGGCCACAAAGAUGAUUAAAAGAAAUGCUGACCACCUGGAACCUUAUCUCGCUUUCUCAAGGCCCACAAACUUUAUUCUGCUACAACUGUCUUUCUAAAAUCUUUCCUUUUUCUGGUCAUUGAUUGCUAAUUAAAAAACAUAUGUAAUUUAAUAAUUAGGCUAAUGCAAAUGAAACAUUACUAAACACUGUGCUAUAAUAGAAUUGUUAGUUUAAUAAUCUUUCUAUUAUGUGCUUAACUUUAGUACCUUUGAUAUUAACUGCAUUAUAAAAUAAAUUCACCCAUGACAAUUAAUUAUGAGUAAAAAUGAUAGUUAGUGCAACUAGAAAAUAAUUAUAUAGAACAGUAGAAAGAAUUUAUAGCCUGUCCAAUUAGGAAUGAGGCUAGGUCCAGAUGUAACUUCGGACAUAAAUCACUGCCCUGUCAAUUAAGCUAAGUCUAUGAGCAAACUGAUCUCUUUGAUGUUCACUGUUCCUAUGCCUUUAGAAAAACAUAUAUAUACUGACCACUAGCUUAAUAAAGACGCACUCAGAUUUUCACUCUCUUGAAGUGUGUCUGUGUGUCAUUUAUUCAUCGAAUCCCUGACCACCCUGCGCAAUCUCUCAACCCUGAGACGGCCUCAUCGUCCAUCGCUGUGCUCGUCUGCGGCAGGGGAAAGGAUGUCCUGAGAUAAUCUCAUACAGGCUUUGUGGACUCCACCCCCACUCCAGACUAAAGCCAUCAGGACAUUGGGAAAGACAAAUCCCAUCACCACCAAGGGGAGGGUGGCUGGGACCUGAGGGUGGAGUUGGGCAGCCAGGUUGGCUAUAAAAACCAAACACGUGGGCCUUGCUCUCUCUGUGGCUCGCUAUUGCUCGCCUCCUGGCUUCACUGCUCCUGGCUGGCGGCCAACUCUGAGAGCGCCAUUUUGGGAUUCCUGAUCGGCGGAUCGGACCAUCAUUGAAUGUCUGAAAUACAUUUGUACUGGAGAUUUCCCUCCUGGAACCAAAGGAAAUACAUUUGUUCAUGAUCCCAAGGUUGCUCAAGAAACAGAUGUUAGAGCCCAGAUUCGUCUACAGUUUCGUGAUGUCAAUGGAGAACUUAUAGCUGUACAGAGAUCUAUGGUGUGUACUCAGAAAAGCAAAAAGUUAGAAUUCCAUACCCUGGAAGGAGUCAUUACUAGAACAAGGCAUGGUGAAAAAGUCAGUCUCAGCUCUAAAUGUGCAGAAAUUGACCGGGAAAUGAUAAGUUCUCUAGGGGUUUCCAAGUCUGUGCUAAAUAAUGUCAUUUUCUGUCACCAAGAAGAUUCUAACUGGCCUUUAAGUGAAGGAAAAGCUUUGAAGCAAAAAUUUGAUGAGAUUUUUUCAGCAACAAGGUACAUUAAAGCCUUGGAAACACUUCGGCAGGUACGUCACACACAAGGUCAAAAAGUAAAAGAAUGCCAAACAGAACUAAAAUACCUGAAGCAAAAUAAGGAAAAGGCUUGUGAGAUUCGUACUCAGAUUACUAAUAAGGAAGCCCAGUUGACAUCUUCAAAGGAUAUUGUUAAAUCCUAUGAGAACGAACUUGAUCCUUUAAAGAAUCGUCUAAAGGAAAUCGAACAAAAUCUCUCUAAAAUAAUGAGACUUGACAAUGAAAUUCAAGCCUUAGAUAUCCGAAAGAAACAAAUGGAGAAAGAUAAUUGUGAACUGGAACAGAAAAUGGAAAAGGUUUUUCAAGGAACUGAUGACCAACUUAGUGAUUUAUAUCACAAUCAUCAGAGAACAGUACGGGAGAAAGAAAGGAGACUGGUCGACUGUCAGCGUGAACUGGAAAAAUUAAAUAAAGAAUCUAGACUUCUAAAUCAAGAAAAAUCAGAACUUCUUAUUGAACAGGGUCGUCUACAGCUACAAGCAGAUCGCCAUCAAGAACAUAUCCAAGCUAGAGAUUCAUUAAUUCAAUCUUUGGCAAUACAGCUAGAAUUGGAUGGCUUUGAGCAUGGGCCAUUUAGUGAAAGACAGAUUAAAAAUUUUCACAAACUUGUGAAAGAGAGGCAAGAAAAGGAAGCAGAAACUGCCAGCCAUCUGAUGGAUGACUUUGCAGAAAAAGAGACUCUGAAACAAAAACAGAUAGAUGAAAUAAGAGAUAAGAAAACUGGACUGGGAAGAAUAAUUGAGCUAAAAUCAGAGAUCCUAAGUAAAAAGCAGAAUGAACUGAAAAAUGUGAAGUCUGAAUUACAACAGUUGGAAGGAUCUUCAGACAGGAUUCUUGAACUGGACCAGGAGCUCACAAAAGCAGCACGUGAACUAAGCAAGGCUGAGGAAAACAGCAACAUCGAAACAUUAAAAACAGAAGUAACAAGCCUUCAAAAUGAGAAAGCAGAUCUAGACAGGGCCCUGCGUAAAUUGGACCAGGAGAUGGAGCAAUUAAACCAUCAUACGACAACACGUACCCAGAUGGAGAUGCUGACCAAAGACAAAGUUGACAAAGAUGAACAAAUCAGAAAAAUAAAGUCUAGACACAGCGAUGAAUUAACUUCUUUGUUAGGGUAUUUUCCCAACAAAAAACAGCUGGAAGACUGGCUUCAUAGUAAAUCAAAAGAAAUUAAUCAGACCAGAGACAGACUUGCCAAGUUGAACAAGGAACUAGCUUCAGCUGAACAAAAUAAAAAUCAUAUAAAUAAUGAGUUGAAAAGAAAAGAAGAGCAAUUGUCCAGUUAUGAAGACAAGCUAUUUGAUGUUUGUGGUAGUCAAGAUUUUGAAAGUGAUUUAGAUAGGCUUAAAGAAGAAAUUGAAAAAUCAUCAAAACAACGAGCCAUGCUGGCUGGAGCCACUGCAGUUUACUCCCAGUUUAUUACUCAGCUCACGGAUGAAGACCAAUCAUGUUGCCCUGUCUGUCAGAGAGUUUUUCAAACAGAAACAGAGUUACAAGAAGUCAUCAAUGAUUUGCAGUCUAAGCUACGACUUGCUCCAGAUAAACUCAAGUCAACAGAAUCAGACCUAAAGAAAAAAGAAAAACGACGUGAUGAAAUGCUGGGACUUGUGCCCAUGAGGCAAAGCAUAAUAGAAUUGAAGGAGAAGGAAAUACCAGAAUUAAGAAACAAACUGCAGAAUGUCAAUAGAGACAUACAGCGCCUGAAGAAUGACAUAGAAGAACAGGAAACACUGUUGGGUGCAGUAAUACCUGAGGAAGAAAGUGCUAAAGUGUGUCUAACCGAUAUUACAAUUAUGGAGAGGUUCCAGAUGGAGCUUAAAGAUGUUGAGAGAAAAAUUGCACAACAGGCAGCUAAGCUACAAGGACUAGACUUGGAUAGAACUGUUCAACAAGUUAACCAGGAAAAACAAGAAAAACAACACAAAUUAGAUACAGUUUCCAGUAAGAUUGAAUUGAAUCGUAAGCUUAUACAGGACCAGCAAGAACAGAUUCAACACCUAAAAAGUAUAACAAAUGAACUUAAAUCAGAGAAACUCCAGAUAUCCACUAACUUACAACGUCGUCAGCAAUUGGAGGAACAGACUGUGGAACUAUCCACUGAAGUUCAAUCUUUAUACAGAGAGAUAAAGGAUGCAAAAGAGCAAGUACACCCCUUGGAAACAACACUGGAAAAGUUCCAGCAGGAAAGAGAAGAAUUAAUCAACAAAAAAAAUGCCAGCAAUAAAAUAGCACAAGAUAAUAUAAAUGAUAUCAAAGAGAAGGUUAAAAACAUUCAUGGUUAUGUGAAACACAUUGAGAAUUAUAUUCAAGAUGGAAAAGAUGACUAUAAGAAGCAAAAAGAAACUGAACUUAAUAAAGUAAUAGCUCAACUAAGUGAAUGUGAGAAACAUAAAGAAAAGAUAAAUAAUGAAAUGGGAAUCAUGAAACAAGAUAUUGAUACACAAAAGAUACAAGAAAGAUGGCUACAGGAUAACCUUACUUUAAGAAAAAGAAAUGAGGAACUAAAAGAAGUUGAAGAAGAAAGAAAACGACGUCUGAAAGAAAUGGGUCAAAUGCAGGUUUUGCAAAUGAAAAGUGAACAUGAGAAGUUGGAAGAGAAAAUAGAUACUAUAAAAAGAAAUCACCAUGUGGCAAUAGGACGACAAAAAGGUUAUGAGGAAGAAAUCAUUCGUUUUAAGAAAGAACUUCGAGAACCUCAGUUUCGGGAUGCUGAGGAAAAGUAUAGAGAAAUGAUGAUUGUUAUGAGAACAACAGAACUUGUGAACAAAGAUCUGGACAUUUAUUAUAAGACGCUUGACCAAGCAAUCAUGAAAUUUCACAGUAUGAAAAUGGAAGAAAUCAAUAAAAUUAUUCGUGACCUUUGGAGAAAUACUUACCGUGGACAAGAUAUUGAAUACAUAGAAAUUCGGUCUGACGCUGAUGAAAAUGUAUCAGCUUCUGAUAAAAGGCGGAAUUACAACUACCGAGUGGUGAUGCUAAAGGGAGACACGGCCUUGGACAUGCGAGGACGGUGCAGUGCCGGGCAAAAGGUAUUGGCCUCACUCAUCAUUCGCCUGGCCCUGGCUGAAACGUUCUGCUUGAACUGCGGCAUCCUUGCCUUGGACGAACCGACAACGAAUCUUGACCGAGAAAACAUUGAAUCUCUUGCACAUGCUCUAGUUGAGAUAAUUAAAAGUCGCUCACAACAACGUAACUUCCAGCUUUUGAUAAUCACUCACGAUGAAGAUUUUGUGGAACUCCUAGGGCGUUCUGAAUACGUGGAGAAAUUCUACAGGAUUAAGAAGAACAUUGAUCAGUGCUCCGAGAUUGUGACAUGCAGUGUUAGCUCCCUAGGAUCUUAUGUUCAUUAAAAAAUGUUCAAGAUUUAAUUAUGUUUGUACCUGGCCCUCAGACGCCUGCUCAUUUCUGGUAUCAGCUGGUCACAUGGAAAAAUACAAUCUUUGAAAGGAGCUUUGUGUUUUAAGAUUUUAAAUCUCUGGGGCCUCCCUGGUGGCGCAGCGGUUGAGCGCUGGGUUGCCAUGCUGCCCGCAGCCUCUGCAGCGCCGGUUCCAUCCCCGGCUGCAUCCCGGCCACCGGAGGAGGGUCCCACAUGGCGCACAGACCUCUCCUGCCGCACCCGCCCUUCCUCAGCAGUGUACUUCGGUCCUUCUGCCUGUUCUGCUCCCCGCUCUGGCUCUGGUGAAUUCUCUCACCCUCUUGCGCUUCUGACUGUACCCAGUGCUUGUAUAA